UUCUCUUACCGAGCUCUCACUCUCUCUCUCCCUCUCUCGCUUGCCAAUCUCGUCGUCACAUUUCUGUGGUUCUGCGUCUCUAAGAUAAAUGGUUAUGCAGGCUGAAUUUCAAUACUGAAAAAUGAAGAAAAUGGCAAAGAAGAAGAGCCCUUUGGUUUUUAUGGAUGUGUCUGUUGAUGGAGAUCCGGCUGAAAGGAUGGUUUUUGAGCUUUUCCCUGAUGUUGCUCCUAAGACUGCAGAAAAUUUUCGAGCACUUUGUACAGGAGAAAAGGGGAUUGGUCCUAAAACAGGAAGACCACUGCACUACAAGGGAUCUUUUUUCCACCGCAUCAUCAAAGGUUUCUUUGCGCAGGGUGGCGAUUUUGUUAGACGAGAUGGUACCAGUGGGGAAAGCAUAUAUGGGGAAGAGUUUCCAGAUGAGUCACCCAGCCUAAAGCAUGAUGGACCCGGUCUUUUAUCAAUGGCAAUUUCUGAUCGAGAUGCUCUAGGUUCUCAUUUCCUUAUCACCUUUCAGGCAGAUCAUCAUCUUGACAGGAAGCAUGUUGUCUUUGGGAAGCUUGUUCAUGGACAUGAAGUACUGAGGAAAAUUGAAGACGCAGGUGAUGAAGAUGGGAGUCCAACUGUGACAGUUAAAAUUAUCAAUUGUGGUGAAUUUAAUGAGAGCAAGAAAAAAGCAAAUAAAUUGAAAAUAGGAAAAGAUGCAUCUUCUGAUGCAAAUAAUCAUGAAGCACGACGGAAGGGAAAGCAAAAGAAAUCAUCUCGAGAUAAAAGAAAAAGGAGAAGAAGAUACUAUUCAUCUGAGUCAGAUAGUUCCUCAGAUUCUGAGUUGGAAUCGUCUGAAUCUGAUAGUGAUUCUGACACGUAUUUGUCAUCGUCAUCUUACACUAGUUCUUCAAGUGAUGACAGGCGUAAGAAGAGAAAGAGAUCUAAAAGAGACAAAUAUAGACGGGGAAAAAGAAGUGAUAAGCGCCGUGAGAGAAGGCGAAAGAAGCGUGAUAAAAGAUCCAAGCGCAAAGCUAAAAGAGCGUCAGAUGAUACUACGGAUACCAAGAGUGGGAAUGAAAGUGAAAGCAGCUCUGACAGUGAUGGCCUUGAUGAUCUUGAAAAAGAUCAGAAGCGAAAAGAUCGUUCUCAGAAGACUGCUGUGGAACAGCCUCCCUUGGUUGUCACGAAAGAACUUCCUUCCACCCGUCGUAAAAAACGGGAGGAAGAGUCCCCGAAGGAGAAUGGAGAGCAGAGAAGCAAUGGAGUUGAAGCAGAUGCUAAUUCUGACAGAAGCGGCGAUAGACAACCUGACAUAGUAGAUGAUCACCCAGGCAAAUCUAGGAGCAGAAGCAUAAGUCCUAAGAGGACCAUGAGUAAGAGUAUGACUAUUAGUCCCAGGAGUCUGAGCAAGAGCCCAAGUGUUAGUCCAAAACGGAGAUUGAGCAGAAGUCCAAAUCGUAGUAGAAGCCCCUCUCCUGCCCCACAGAGGAGUAUCAGCAGAAGUCCUGCUAGAAGUCCUCUUAGAAGUGAUAGCAGUAAGAGCCCAGUUAGAAGUGUCAGCCGAAGUCCAGCAAGGGGCAGGAAAGGAAGAAGUAUCAGUGCGAGCCCAGUGGGUGCUCGGUCUCGAAGAAGUGUUAGUGAGAGCCCAAUAAGGUCCCCAUUGCGAAGAACCCGGAGCAGGAGUCCACCAAGAACCUUAUCAAGAAAAUCAAUUAGCCGAAGCCCUAUUAGAGUUUCUAGAAGAAGCAUAAGUGGAAGCCCUGUCAGAUCUCCAAGAAGCGCCAGCAGAAGCUCAGGUAGGGCCCCUUCAAGGAGGAUUAGCCGAAGUCCUAUUCGGGCACCAAUUCGGAAUAAUCGUCGUAGUUAUUCAAGGAGCCCUAGCCCUGCACGAAGAGCUAGGUCACCUCCUGACCGAGCGAGGAGUUUGUCAAGAAGUGUUUCUCCAGAUGGGUCUCCCAAGCGAAUCAGAAGGGGGCGUGGUUUUAGUCAGCGGUACUCUUAUGCACGGCGAUACAGAACCCCAUCUGCAUCUCCUGUGAGGUCUUAUCGAUAUGGUGGUAGAAAUGACCGUGACAGGUAUUCAAGUUACAGAAGGUAUUCCCCUAGGCGUUACCGAAGCCCACCAAGAGUAAGAAGUCCUCCAAGAUAUAGAAGCAGAAGAAGUAGGACACGAUCUGUAUCACGGAGCCCACCCUACCGUGGUCGGCGUUACAGCCGUUCACCAGUUGAGGCAUAUAGAUCUCGUGUUUCUCCACGGGCUGAGCGAAGAUCACUUUCUAGGAGCAGGAGCCCAUCAGAAUCUAGGUCCUCCUUGGACUCUCAAUCUCCUAAGCGGGUAAGCAAAGACAAGUCAAGGUCACCAUCCGGAAGCUCAGAUGGGAAGAAGGGCCUGGUUUCUUAUGGAGAUGGAUCUCCUGACUCGGGCCAAAGGUGAAAAUCAUAGCAGUGAUGGUGUUCUCAAGUAGCUCGUGAGGUGGUGGUAUCAAUAGAAGUAGUGAUGGUGUUGUCUUUAAUGUGGACUGGAGAGGCUUGCGCAUUUUAGGACCUGGAACUUGUUUAACAUAUUGCUAGAGAUUGUAGUUGCUGGUUAAAUGCUUAUUAUAGCUUUGAUGCUUUCAUUUAGAAUUGUCAUUGCUGGGAUAUUUUUGACGAUGUUUGUCAACUUGAGAAUGAUAUAUAGAACUCUUCAUCAUUCAGGUAA
Molecule: messenger RNA, 2686 nt
Organism: Corylus avellana
Lineage: Eukaryota; Viridiplantae; Streptophyta; Magnoliopsida; Fagales; Betulaceae
Product: Cyclophilin-like peptidyl-prolyl cis-trans isomerase family protein
Biological process (GO): protein peptidyl-prolyl isomerization; protein folding
Cellular component (GO): cytoplasm
Molecular function (GO): cyclosporin A binding; peptidyl-prolyl cis-trans isomerase activity
Source: RefSeq, a predicted model, not a curated record